Messenger RNA from Cadophora gregata, 903 nucleotides. RefSeq lists its product as uncharacterized. Bases 1 to 903 code for a protein of 300 amino acids. Lineage: Eukaryota; Fungi; Ascomycota; Leotiomycetes; Helotiales; Ploettnerulaceae. The transcript is spliced from 2 exons. The record is from RefSeq and is a predicted model, not a curated record. Gene Ontology annotation, biological process: cellular response to oxidative stress.
AUGCAGAUUCCGUUGUGGGUGUUCCUGGGAAGUAUACUGCUUGCGCUUUCCUGGCAUGAGAUGGCGUCGUUGGUUUUGAGAAGGACUACUGGUGGAGGGGUUGUACCCACUUUGUUUGGGAGCUGGAACUUGGAUGGGGCUGCGAUGAGGGGUAUAAGAGGUUUCUCUUUCCUCUCUUCUGGCUCCAGAUAUUCUUCAAGUACACUUACAAGAUCAUCAACAUCGGCCUCACUAUACCAGACACCACUCUCAACAACUACCAACCAUCACAAACACUUCUCCACAACAGCUGCAACCAUGUCUUCCAAGUCCUUCCUCGAGACCGUCAAGAACCGCCGCACAUACUACGCUCUCAAGAAGGAGAGUACCAUCUCCGACGCUCAGAUCCAGGAGAUUAUCAAAGAGGCUGUUCUACAUGUCCCUUCUUCGUUUAAUAGCCAGAGCACGAGGGUAGUGCUGCUCGUUAAGGAGGAGCAUGAUAAGUUGUGGGAGAUUGUGAAGGAGGCGCUGAGGGCUAUUGUGCCUCCUGAGCAAUUCCCGGCUUCUGAGCAGAGAAUCAAUGGAUUUAAGGCUGGUUAUGGAACUGUCCUCUUCUUCGAGUCCCGCUCCGUCGUCUCAGGCAUGCAAGACAAGUUCGCCAUCUACGCCGACAAGUUCCCCGGCUGGGCCACCCAGUCCGACGCCAUGCACCAGUUCGUCAUCUGGGCUGCUCUCGAGGCGGAAGGGCUUGGUGCCAAUCUUCAGCAUUAUAACCCGUUGAUUGAUCAGAAGGUUGCGGAUACGUGGGGCAUUGAUAAAGAUUGGGUUUUAAAUGCGCAGUUGGUGUUUGGGACGCCGGCUGGUGGACCGGGAGAGAAGACCUUUGUGCCGGUGGAGGAGAGGUUUAAGAGUUUUGGGGUUUAG